AUCUUCUCAAAGCAUAUCAAGCUUUCUUCACUCUUCUGAUCCUUCAAUUAAUUGUCUUUGAUAAUCAUCAUCAUUCAAAAUGUUUUUUGACUUCAAGUCGAUCGCCCUCUAUGGGCUCAUGGCAGUUUCCUAUGCCUCUCCUGUUCCCUUCUCUUCUUCUGCGGAAAACGCACUCACCAAGAGAAUCCCCUACAACGCCUAUACUUGCCCCGAUGGUACCACCUUCACCCGGGAUGAGGUCUACAACGCUGUCUACAAGUGCCAAUCAAACAAUGAUAAGAAAGUCAGCGGCUACCCCAAGAAGUUUGGAAACCAGAAGUCGGAAAAUGGCCAAACCGUCAAAGUCCUGACCAAUGUUCCGGAUGGAACGGACCUGAGAGAGUUCCCUCUCAUGAAGAACAAAUGUUACAGUGGUGGACAACCUGGUAAAUACCGCGUGGUUACCGACUACACAGGAAAUGGUGGCUACGGUACCUUCAGAGGUGUCAUGCAGCACACUGGUCCUGCUGUUUCUAAUGAUUUUACUGCCUGCACCGUUGCCACCAAGAAGGAGGACAAACAGGAAGAGAAAGAGGAAAAGAAAGAGGAUAAGAAAGAGGAGAAGGAGGAUAAGAAGGAUGACAAGAAGGACAAGAAGAGCAGGGACGUUGAGGUGAAUGAGGACGAUGAGGACCUUGACAUCUACUACGACGCCGAAGACGACACUCUUACCAAGCGAGGCAACAAGGAAGACAAGGAAGACAAGAAGGCAGCCAAGAAAGAGGGAAAGAAGGAGAAGGACGGCUCUGGCUUGUUCAAUGUUCCCUGGGAACUCAUUGUAAGAGACGACACCACCUCUAACAACGACGACACCCCCAUCUACUAUGCCACCGAUGCCAACACCGAAUUCGAGGAUGCCGAGGAGUUUGACACCAACGACAACGCAAGCACCCUCGUCGAGCGCGGCAACAAGAAGAAGAAGGUCGGCAGUGCUACCUGCGGCAGCACCACUCUCUCCAAGGACGCUGUCGGUGCUGCCUUCAAGGCGAUGAAGAAGCUUGAUGACCCCACGAGCGGCAACGGUUACCCUCACUACUUUGGCGGUGGCAGCGCUGUCUUUGGCACCAGCAAGGAUUUGCGCUCGUUCCCCAUCAUGGAGGAUGGAUCAGUCUGGAACUAUGGCACUGAGCCUGGCUCAUUCCGGGUGGUCAGCGACUACAGCGACAACUUUGUUGGUGUCAUGGUUGAAUCGGCUGGCAGCAAGUUUACUGCCUGCACUAUCAACUCUGAAUAGAUCGGGAGGAUCUGACGUUUCUGGUUAUAUUUGCAAUUUCUGGGCACUUGGGAGUUGGGACGGUUAUAGAAUUGUUUUUUGGUCUUGUUAUAUAGCGAUACAAUUUCAUCAUUCAUUAUGAACUUC
Molecule: messenger RNA, 1399 nt
Organism: Aspergillus wentii DTO 134E9
Lineage: Eukaryota; Fungi; Ascomycota; Eurotiomycetes; Eurotiales; Aspergillaceae
Exons: 2
Coding region: 80-1273 (397 amino acids)
Molecular function (GO): RNA binding; RNA nuclease activity
Source: RefSeq, a predicted model, not a curated record